Molecule: messenger RNA, 1188 nt
Organism: Fusarium graminearum PH-1
Lineage: Eukaryota; Fungi; Ascomycota; Sordariomycetes; Hypocreales; Nectriaceae
Exons: 2
Coding region: 1-1188 (395 amino acids)
Molecular function (GO): monooxygenase activity; oxidoreductase activity, acting on paired donors, with incorporation or reduction of molecular oxygen; iron ion binding
Source: RefSeq, a predicted model, not a curated record
AUGACAAAUUCCACGGAGCGAUUAGACUCGAAGGCGAUCAGGAUAGCACCAAACGAGCUACACAUCGACGACGUCAAGAUGUACAAGGAGAUUUACAACCAGACGGCGACUUAUACAAAACAACCAGACUUCUACGCCGGAUUCGGAACACCACAUUCUGACAAGGUUGAACAACUUGGAAAGCGCAUCGAUAAGCAGAACGGUCCCUACAACUUAUUCAACGCUGUAAGGUGCACAACUGUCGAUAUCAUAUCUCACUACUGCACUGGAGAGCCCCUUGGCCAACUCGAAAACAGCGAUGAAAACUUCAACGGUGACUUCUUGGAUGCAUUUGAUGCCGUCUCCGUCUCUCUCUGGAAGUUCAUGUAUCAGCCUGUCUUCCGAAGUUUGAUGUUUGGCAUCCCCGCAAGUAUUGCCAAGAUCGUGAGCAGGGACGCACGACUGAUGAUAAAGCUCUACGGAGAGUGCCACAAAUCUGCGCUCAACUUCAAACAGAAUACACCCAAGUCUUCACAUGGUACAGUUUUCAGCAGCCUGUCUGAUCUUGAUGAGAAAGACAUGGGAGACGAAGCAGUCGACUUGCUCAUUGCGGGAUCGGAUACCACAGCGUACACACUAGCCGUAGCUGUUGUGCAAAUCUGUCAGAACACCCAAGUCAAGAAGAAGCUCGUGGAAAGUCUAAAUGCCGGAAUUUCUGAUGUCAAGAAUUUGCCUUCACUGUUGGGUUUGGAACAAAUCGCGUACCUGAACGCCACAGUUCGUGAAGCCUUGCGAUUCGCUAUUGCGGCUCCCGGAAGACUGCCGCGCGUCGUUCCCCGGGAUAGCAAACCUCUCGUUAUCGACGACCAAGUCAUCCCUGCAGGAAGCAUCAUUGGCAUGUCGGCGUACACUAUGAACUUCAGCAAGGAGCUCUGGGGCAAGGAUGCCGCAGAGUUCAAUCCAGAUUGGUGGUUGGGUGAAGAUGGAAAGAGUCUGGACACCAAUAUGUGCUCAUUCUCAAAGGGUCUUCGAAGUUGUCUUGGGCAGAAUCUUGCAUUCGCAGAGAUGCAUUACAUUCUGGCAUAUCUCUUCGCCAAGUAUGACAUGGAGCUGGUUGACAAGUCGGAUAAUAUUAAGGUUCACGACCGGUUUACAACUUAUGUCACGAACCAUGCCAUUAUGGUAGAUAUGAAGAAGCACAAGGCUUAG